CAUUCUGUACAGAGGUCAGAACUGAACACAGACACACAAACAUUUGUGUACAACAGCUGCAGAGACACUUGGGAAUUUGUAGGCAGAGAAACUGAAAACUCAGACUCCGAGGAAAUGGAGGAGAAGAAAGCUGUUUUGUUCAACUUCUGGGGGGUUGUCACUACGUCCAGACCUGAAUCUGUUAUCAACAAGCUGGAGGAGCUGCACAACCUGCAGGGAGGUGUUCUGUCCAGUGUGGCGUCCAAGAAAGAUGGAGCCAUGAUGCGAGCAGAAAGAGGAAGUCUGACUCUGACACAGAUGAUUCCAGAGUUUGAGGCAGAGUGUGUGAAGGAGGCACAGGGCAGAGGUGUAACGUUGCCGCCUGGUUGGUCCGCCCAAGUCCUGCUGGAGGAGCUCAGGAAGGAGAUGAUGGAUGUCAGAGAUGCAGUGAUAAAGAUGGCCACCAGUCUGCGGCAAAACGGAGUAAUGACAGCCGUGCUGGCCAAUCAGUGGAUCGACGACAGCACCUUUAGAGACACCUCGGCUCGCCUCCUCUGUCUGUUGGGGCGCCAUUUUAACCUGGUCCUCCAGUCCUGUCACUCGGGUCAUAGGGUCCCCGAGCCCGCCAUGUUCAACUCUGCUUUGCAGCGGCUGGGAGUCUCGUCACAGCAGGCUGUGUGGCUCGAUGUGGAUGAGGAGGGUGUGAAGGCAGCAGAGGCAGCAGGGAUGAAGGCCAUUCUGGUGGAAAAUCUGGAAGCCGCGUUGGAAAAACUGUCCGACUUUACCAAAGUUCAGCUUGUUGGAGCAGAAAGUCCUCCACUGCCCUGCAGUCCUGACCAAGUGUCUCAUGGAUACGUCCCAAUCAGACCUGGUGUGAGGACCCACUAUGUAGAGAUGGGCUCCGGUCCACCGGUUCUGCUCUGCCACGGUUUCCCUGAGAGCUGGUACUCCUGGAGGUUCCAGAUCCCAGCCUUGGCUGCAGCAGGGUUCAGGGUCUUGGCUCUGGACAUGAAGGGAUUUGGAGAGUCCACGGCACCUCCUGACAUCGAGGAAUAUUCUCAGGAACACCUUUGCAAGGAUUUAAUCACAUUCCUAGAUAAAAUGGCCAUACCACAGGUCACCCUGGUGGGUCACGACUGGGGCGGCAUUUUGGUUUGGAACAUGGCCCGGUACUUUCCAGAGAGAACCAGAGCCGUGGCAUCUCUGAACACUCCUCUGUUCCCGGUGGAUCCUUCUGUUCCUCCGUCAAAGAAACUCUUGGCUUUGCCCAUAAUGGACUACCAGAUCUAUUUUCAAAAACCAGGAGUAGCCGAGGCUGAGCUGGAGAAGGAUUUGGAGAGAACAUUCAAGAUUUUCUUCUUCAGACGCUGUGAAAAAGAGGAGAGUCUUGCGCUCAGCACUGCAGGAGUCUGCGCUCGAGGUGGUCUGUUCGUGGGUCUGCCGGAGGAGAUUCCCCGGAGCUCCAUGCUGACGGAGGCCGAGCUGCAGUACUACGUCAGCCAGUACAAAGAGAACGGCUUCAGGUGCCAGCUGAACUGGUAUCGAAACGGUGACACCAGCUGGAGGUGGAUGUGUUCGCUGCCCUCUGGGAAGAUUCUGAUGCCGGCGCUGAUGGUGACGGCGGGUAAAGACCCCGUCUUGCUGCCAGCAUUCUCACAUGGGAUGGAGGACUUGAUCCCGAACCUGAGUCGAAGACACAUAGAGGACUGUGGACACUGGACCCAGAUGGACAAACCAGCAGAGACCAACAACAUCCUGAUAUCGUGGCUUAAAGAAACACAUGAGAAGAACGGAGGGGUUACCAUGACAACUAAACAGUGAGGAAGGAGGGAGAAAUUACAUUUGACAUCUCCCCUUCAGGAUUUCAAAAAUAAACAACAAAAAAGUUAGAAAUAUGUAGUGAGUUUUAUAAUAGACAUGAAACUCAGUAAAAAAGAGAAACUUCAGGAAUAAAGAAUGCAAGGAAAG
Nematolebias whitei (Rio pearlfish) is the source of this 1947-nucleotide messenger RNA. RefSeq names its product epoxide hydrolase 2, cytoplasmic (gene ephx2). The transcript has 18 exons. Bases 115 to 1800 code for a protein of 561 amino acids. Gene Ontology annotation, cellular component: peroxisome. Gene Ontology annotation, molecular function: lipid phosphatase activity; magnesium ion binding. Lineage: Eukaryota; Metazoa; Chordata; Actinopteri; Cyprinodontiformes; Rivulidae. Gene Ontology annotation, biological process: phospholipid dephosphorylation; cholesterol homeostasis. The record is from RefSeq and is a predicted model, not a curated record.